UCAUGGGAUCCUGUGGCUCCACUUUUUGACAGCACUGUGAUUUGGGGGUUUUGGGCCAUCUCUCCCGGCGACAUGGCGGUAGAAAGCAUCGCUCCUGACUGGGAGUUUGACCGUUUUGACGACGGUUCCCAGAAAAUACACACAGAGGUUCAAAUGAAGCAAUACAGCAAGUUUCUGGAAGAGUACACUUCUCAGCUGAAGGGAAUCGAAGAGGCUCUGGACGACUCCAUUGGUGAUGUCUGGGAUUUCACCCUCGACCCCAUCGCCCUCAAGCUUCUCCCCUAUGAGCAGUCCUCCUUACUGGAGUUAAUUAAAACAGAUAACAAGGUUCUGAACAAAGUCAUCACAGUUUACGCCGCUCUUUGUAGUGAAGUCAAGAAGCUCAAGUAUGAGGCAGAAACCAAAUUCUACAACGGCUUAUUGUACUAUGGAGAGGGAGUGUCAGACACAAGUGUUGUUGAAGGGGAGUCUCAGAUACAGAUGGGUAGAUUCAUCUCAUUUUUGCAGGAACUGUCUUGCUUUGUGUCCAGAUGUUAUGAAGUGGUGGUCAGCAUCGUCCACCAGCUGGCUGCCCUCUACAACAGCAACAAGGGAGCUACAAAAAUCAUUGAGUCGUCGGGCGUCCACUUCCAGAUCGUGUAUGAACACCUGGGGGAGCUCUUGGUGGUGCUGCUCACUCUGGAUGAGAUUAUGGAAAAUCACGGCACGCUAAAAGAUCACUGGAAGAUGUACAAAAGGCUAUUGAAGUCUGUACAUCACAACCCUGGCAAGUUCUCUAUUCCUGAAGAGAAGCUGAAGCCGUUUGAGAAGCUGCUUCUGAAGUUGGAGGGACAGCUUCUGGAUGGCAUGAUCCUUCAGGCGUGUGUGGAGCAGAGGUUUGACGACCCCGGGGAAGGAGUAGCUGUUGCCAAAAACAGUGCCUUUGCGGAGGAGUUCGCCUUCAACAUUCGCACCAUAUUCACAAGCAUCGAGUCCAAAAUUGGUGAGCCGUCAGAAAUUGACCAGAGAGAUAAAUAUGCUGCCGUCUGCAGCCUGUUUGUGCUGCACUUUCACAUUUUCAGGAGUGUUGACAAAAAGCUGUUCAAGGCCCUGCUCGAUGUCUGUAAAAAGGUUCCGGCUGUCACUCUGAAUGCAAACAUCAUCUGGUUUCCCGACACCUUCCUCACCUCAAAGGUCCCGGCUGCAGCUAAACUGAUGGAUAAGAAGAGCUUACAGGUCAUCCGAGGACAGAGGGACACCUACCUGCAGCAGAGGGCUCAGACCUUAACAAAGGAUGUUCAGUCCUACUAUGUGUUUGUAACUUCAUGGAUGAUGAAGAUGGAGUCCAUCUUAUCUAAAGACCAUAAAAGUGACAAGUUGGCAGAAGACCUCAACAGCAGGUGUAAUGUGUUCGUGCAGGGCAUCCUGUACGCCUACAGCAUCAGCACCAUCAUCAAGACCACCAUGAACAUGUACAUGUCGAUGCAGCGGCCGAUGACCAAGACCUCGGUCAAAGCUCUCUGUCGCCUCGUUGAGCUGCUCAAAGCCGUGGAGCACACGUUUCACCGGAGGUCCAUGGUUGUAGCCGACUCCGUCUCGCACAUCACUCAGCAGCUGCAGUCGCAGGCCCUCAACGCUAUCGGCACCGCCAAAAAACGGGUGAUCUCUGACAAGAAGUACAGCGAGCAGCGGCUGGACGUGCUGUCGUCGCUGGUGCUGUCAGAAAACGCCCUCAGUGGACCCAGCACAAAGGAGCGGCGUCUCGUCGUGUCUCUGGCGCUGUGUGUUGGCACUCAGCUGAAAACCUUCAAAGACGAAGAGCUGCUUCCGCUGCAGCUUGUGUUGAAGAAGCUGGAUCUGAUUAGUGAGCUGAGUGAACGGGUGAAGCUGCAGUGUGACUGCAGUUUCCUGUACUGGCACAGAGCUGUGUUUCCCAUCUACCUGGAUGACGUGUAUGACAACGCUGUGGACGCAGCACGGAUACACUACAUGUUUAGUGCGCUACGGGACAGUGUGCCGUGCAUGCUGCACACCAAACACAUGGAGUCAUGUGACCAGCUCCUGGAGAGCUACGACAAAGAGAUCAUGGACGUGUUUAAUGAGCACCUGCUUGACAAGCUCUGUAAGGAGAUCGAGAAGGACCUGCGCCUCUCUGUUCACACACACCUGAAGCUCGACGACAGGAACCCUUUUAAAGUGGGCAUGAAGGACCUGGCCCACUUCUUCUCUCUGAAGCCCAUUCGAUUCUUCAACCGCUUCAUUCAUAUUAAAGCCUAUGUGACCCACUAUCUGGAUAAAACUUUCUACAACUUGACCACUGUCGCGCUGCAUGACUGGGCCACCUACAGUGAGAUGAGAAACCUUGCCACGCAGCGCUAUGGGCUCACCAUGACGGAGGCACACCUGCCGAGCCAAACUCUGGAGCAGGGUUUGGAUGUGUUGGAGAUUAUGAGGAACAUCCACGUUUUUGUCUCACGGUACCUUUACAACCUCAACAAUCAGAUCUUCAUAGAGAAGGCAAGCAACAACAAGCAUUUGAACACCAUCAACAUCCGUCACAUCGCCAACUCCAUCCGCACCCACGGCACGGGGAUCAUGAACACCACUGUAAAUUUCACCUACCAGUUCCUGCGCAAGAAAUUCUACAUCUUCAGUCAGUUUAUGUAUGACGAGCACAUAAAGUCCAGACUCAUCAAAGACAUUCGCUUCUUCAGAGAGACGAAGGAUCAGUCUGAUCAGAAGUACCCGUUUGAAAGAGCAGAGAAGUUCAACCGCGGCAUCAGAAAGCUCGGGAUCACUCCCGAUGGGCAGAGUUACCUCGACCAGUUCAGGCAGCUCAUCAGUCAGAUCGGUAACGCCAUGGGCUACGUGCGAAUGAUCCGUUCUGGAGGCCUCCACUGCUGCAGCAGUGCUAUCAGAUUCGUCCCAGACUUGGAGGAUAUUGUCAACUUUGAGGAGCUGGUGAAAGAAGAAGGCUUGUCAGAGGAAACCCAGAAAGCUGCAAGCGUCCUGGAUUCCGUUUUGGGAGAUCUGACCAGCAACUCUGCCGAGGGGACCGAGUACUUUAAGAAGCUCGUGGCCGUAUUUGCACCCGAGUUUCGCAGCGCGAAGAACAUGCACCUGAGGAACUUCUACAUGAUCGUGCCCCCGCUGACUGUGAAUUUCGUGGAGCACUCAAUCAACUGCAAAGAGAAACUCAACAAGAAGAACAAAAGUGGAGCUGCGUUCACAGACGACGGUUUUGCAAUGGGCGUGGCGUACAUCCUGAAGCUGCUGGAUCAGUAUCUGGAGUUCGACUCUCUGCACUGGUUCCAGGCCGUCAGAGACAAAUAUAAGAAAGAGAUGAACGCGGUGGUGAAGGAGCAGAACGUGCAGUCCGCCAGUCAGGACGAGAAGCUGCUGCAGACCAUGAAUCUCACCCAGAAGAGGCUGGACAUCUACCUCCAGGAGUUUGAGCUUCUCUACUUCUCUCUGAGCAGCGCCCGGAUCUUCUUCAGAGCCGACAAGACUGCUGCCGAGGAGACUCAGGAGAAGAAAGACAAAGAGGAAGCAGCUAAAGCCGGAGGUUCUGCAGACGGCUCGACCCCGCCUGACCCCGCCUCCAAGUGAGCCUUCCCGCCCCGGAACGGAGCGGAGCGGCGCCGCAGAGCGAGGGCAGCACGCACACCAGAGGAGCUCCGGCUGCACACAUGGUUCAGGGAUAAAACUGAGACCGUCAACUCCAUUAGAGAAAGAAUGUCUACUUCUACAAGUGUCUUUUAUUUUUAUUUUUUUUGUUUCCUAUCCACAGAAACAUCCAUGUAACCUCCCAGUUCUGUCAACAGCUUCAAUAACUUUAGAGUUUGUAGCAUUUCCUCAAGCAAACGGCGCCCGGAGACGAACCGCUGUGACUAAUUCUUCAUUUUGAUACUCAGUCUACACGGACUGGAUUAUUUUUCUACAGUAGAAGCUUCGGCUGCGUGUUUCGUCUCUGCUGAUCAGAGACGAGUGCAGCCAUCUGCAUCCUUGUUUUUAGUCUUACUGAAUCUGCUGCCUCUGCGCCGGCGUGUGAUUUAACUGAAGCUCUGUGAAGAGUUCAUGAGAAUGUUUGCAUCGUACGAUCUUACGUUCAUGUGCCAUCUUUGUGUACAAUUUCUUUUUUGUGCAUCGAUUUUCUACAUUGUCUAAAGGUGUGUACGUGCCUUUCUGAACUGCAUAUUUCUUUAGAAAUAAUACGUCAUUACAGGACUAAAGUUAAUUAUUUUUCUGCUGCACUGGAUGUGUAUCAUCGCAUUGUUUCCUAAUUUUGUAUCGAUCAACAUGUGGUACAUGUGAAAUUACAUUCCUUGAAUAACUUAAAAAAAAAAAGUCAUUGAAGACUAAUAAAUGCACUUUGA
Molecule: messenger RNA, 4355 nt
Organism: Salarias fasciatus (jewelled blenny)
Lineage: Eukaryota; Metazoa; Chordata; Actinopteri; Blenniiformes; Blenniidae
Gene: washc4
Product: WASH complex subunit 4
Exons: 33
Coding region: 73-3588 (1171 amino acids)
Biological process (GO): endosomal transport; endosome organization
Cellular component (GO): endosome; WASH complex
Source: RefSeq, a predicted model, not a curated record